This is a messenger RNA of Miscanthus lutarioriparius, 1539 nucleotides long. The record is from the annotation of a GenBank genome assembly. Lineage: Eukaryota; Viridiplantae; Streptophyta; Magnoliopsida; Poales; Poaceae.
AUGCAGAGCACCGUGAAGCUCGCGGUGCUAGCUUUACUGCUAGCGGCAGCAGCUCACCAUGGUCUGCUGCCGCUGCCGACGGCGCGAUGCUACUGGCUCAACCCGGAGAUCUACGACGCCGGCGGGCUGAGCCGCCGCACGUUCCCGGAGGGCUUCGUCUUCGGGACUGCCGCGUCGGCGUACCAGGUCGAGGGGAUGGCCAAGCACGGGGGCCGGGGCCCCAGCAUCUGGGACGCCUUCAUAGAGGUACCUGGGACCAUCCCUAACAAUGCCACCGCUGAUGUGACGGUCGACGAGUAUCAUCGGUACAAGGAAGAUGUGAACAUAAUGAAGAACAUGGGCUUUGAUGCGUACCGCUUUUCGAUUUCUUGGUCGAGGAUUUUCCCAAAUGGAACUGGCAAGGUGAACCAGGAAGGAGUGGAUUACUAUAACAGGCUCAUAGAUUACAUGCUUCAGCAAGGCAUCACCCCGUAUACAAAUCUCUACCAUUAUGACCUCCCAUUGGCACUCCAUGAACAGUACUUGGGCUGGCUUAGCCCAAAGAUUGUGGAGGCGUUUGCAGACUACGCCGAGUUCUGCUUCCAGACGUUCGGGGACAGGGUGAAGAACUGGUUUACCUUCAACGAGCCAAGGUGCGUCGCCGCUCUGGGCUACGACAAUGGCUUGCACGCACCGGGAAGGUGUUCCAAAUGCGCUGCCGGAGGCAACUCCACAACGGAGCCAUACCUUGCUGCACACCAUCUCAUCCUUUCUCAUGCAGCUGCGGUGAGGCGAUACCGCGACAAGUAUCAGCUUUACCAAAAAGGUAGAAUUGGAAUUCUCUUGGAUUUCGUGUGGUACGAACCUUUCAGCGACAGCAAUGCAGACCAGGCUGCAGCACAGCGAGCCAGGGACUUCCACCUAGGCUGGUUCCUUGAUCCCAUUAUAAAUGGACGGUAUCCGUACUCGAUGCAAGAGAUUGUCAAAGACAGGUUGCCAUUGUUCAGCGAUGAAGAAUCCAGGAUGGUGAAAGGCUCUAUAGACUAUGUUGGCAUCAACCACUACACUUCUUUCUACAUGAAGGACCCUGGGACAUGGAACCUGACGCCAGUCAGCUACCAGGAUGAUUGGCAUGUUGGUUUUGUCUACGAACGAAACGGCGUUCCUAUUGGCGCUCAUGCAAACUCCUACUGGCUGUACAUUGUGCCGUGGGGAAUCAACAGGGCUGUCAACUAUGUCAAGGAAACUUAUGAAAAUCCUACAAUGAUCCUUGCUGAAAAUGGAAUGGACCAGCCUGGUGAUGUCAGUAUUACUCAGGGUGUGCAUGACACAGUAAGAAUCUGUUAUUACCGAGACUACAUAACUGAGCUCAAGAAGGCAAUAGAUGGCGGUGCAAGAGUCAUUGGGUACUUUGCUUGGUCGCUGCUUGACAACUUCGAGUGGAGGCUUGGGUACACUUCGCGGUUUGGCUUGGUCUAUGUGGACUACAAGACGCUGAAGAGGUACCCCAAGGACUCAGCUUUCUGGUUCAAGCAUAUGCUCUCCAAGAAGAGGAGCUAG